Messenger RNA from Archocentrus centrarchus (flier cichlid), 809 nucleotides. RefSeq names its product glycophorin-C-like. The record is from RefSeq and is a predicted model, not a curated record. The coding region runs from base 260 to 613 and encodes 117 amino acids. NCBI's taxonomy places the organism in Eukaryota, Metazoa, Chordata, Actinopteri, Cichliformes, Cichlidae. The transcript is spliced from 6 exons.
UCAUGACUCACGAGUGCUGAGAGAAAACUAACCAGUUAACUGUAGUCCACAGACGUAGUUUCAGACGCCUUAACAGAGCCGCACGCUGUUUAGAUUAUCAGACUUAAAAGAGUUGUGGGCGUUAGUUUUCCCCACCAUAAACGCUAUCUCCGGGGGGGAAAAAACUAAGUUAAUUUGUCCGUUUUUGUGACGCGCUCCUCCGCUUGCGUUGCGCCCAGUCAGGUAUAUAACCGGUGAGAACUAUAAACUGUAACCAAGCAUGAAUCAUACAGAUAGGGAGAAUUUGACAACAGCCUUUACUAACACAUAUAAAAACAACACAGUGUCGAUGACACCAGAUGUGAGGCCCGUUACAUCACUUCCCACACAAGCAGAAUCCACUGUCAUUCAGGUGGUAACAACAGUUGCCCCCACAAGUUCAGACUCUGCAGUUAUUGCAGUAGUCGUCGUUCUCAUUUUGCUGACGCUAGUGGUUUUGGGCUUCAUGGUCUGCCGGUAUCUCUACCACAACAGAGGGGACUACAGGACAACAGGGGAGCUGGCUCCAGGAGAGGACCCUGAAGAGGAGGACAGUAACAAGUCUGCACCCCAAAAGAAAGAGUACUUUAUAUGAACCUGGUGGAAGACUUACAGCAAGUUAGUUGAGCUAAAGAGAGAAAAUCUGUGGAAGUGUGAUAAGAAAGAAAAAUGUUCCUUCCGUGUGAGUGUGUUUGAGGGAAGCCUGCUACUGGCUCCACAAUGGGCAGAGGAGGGGGAGGAAAAAAAAAAAAAAAAACCUUGAAGAUUUUUUUUUUUGUUGUUGUUGAAAA